AUGAACAAUAAUAAUUGGAAUAAGAUUCAAGAAGAAUUCAUCCGUAGAAGCAGACAAGCCGCAGCUCAAAGCUCAGGAUCAGGUAAAAAUCCAAGAUCACCAUUUGGUAUUUUUGCUGGAUUUGGGGGUUUAUUGUUAUUAGGAGGUGCAAGUAUGUUAGCACAAAGUGCCCUCUUCAAUGUGGAUGGUGGUCAAAGAGCCAUUGUUUAUUCCCGUGUUAAUGGGGUCCAACCAAAUAUAUAUAAUGAAGGUACCCACUUUGUUUUACCAUGGUUACAAAGGCCAAUUAUCUAUGAUGUUAGAGCUAAACCAAGAAAUGUUGCAUCAUUAACAGGUACUAAAGAUUUACAAAUGGUUAAUAUUACUUGUAGAGUUUUAUUUAGACCAAACGUUGACGAAUUACCAAACAUUUAUCGUACUUUAGGAAGAGAUUAUGAUGAAAAGAUAUUACCAUCGAUUGUCAAUGAAGUUUUAAAAUCAGUUGUUGCUCAAUUCAAUGCUUCACAAUUGAUCACUCAAAGAGAAAAAGUCAGUAGAUUAGUCAAGGAAAAUUUAGUUAGAAGAGCUAAGAAAUUUGAUAUUUUAUUAGAUGAUGUAUCAUUAACUUUUAUGACCUUUUCACCAGAAUUUAGUGCUGCUGUUGAAGCUAAACAAAUUGCUCAACAAGAUGCUCAAAGAGCUGCUUUCGUUGUAAGUAAAGCCAUUCAAGAAAAACAACAAUUGGUGGUUAAAGCUGCUGGUGAAGCCAAAUCUGCUGAAUUGAUUGGUGAAGCCAUUAAAAAGUCCAAAGAUUAUGUUGAAUUAAAGAGAUUGGAUACUGCUAGAGAAAUUGCUGCAAUUCUUGCCAAUUCACCAAAUAAAAUCAUGUUAGAUAACGAUACUUUGUUAUUGAAUACUGUUACUGACGGUAGAAAAUAA
Molecule: messenger RNA, 918 nt
Organism: Yamadazyma jaroonii
Lineage: Eukaryota; Fungi; Ascomycota; Pichiomycetes; Serinales; Debaryomycetaceae
Source: the annotation of a GenBank genome assembly